This is a messenger RNA of Photinus pyralis (common eastern firefly), 1366 nucleotides long. RefSeq names its product cuticle protein 19-like. The coding region runs from base 942 to 1289 and encodes 115 amino acids. Lineage: Eukaryota; Metazoa; Arthropoda; Insecta; Coleoptera; Lampyridae. Gene Ontology annotation, cellular component: extracellular matrix. The transcript is spliced from 4 exons. The record is from RefSeq and is a predicted model, not a curated record.
GGCCAUCCUUUUCUAAGAGGAAGGGGGGGGGGGUAGUUUACCUCCAGACCCCUGGUAUUACGAAUUCACUUUAACAGUUUUAACAUCUGUAAGAUCUAAAUGGUAGUUUUUUGGAAAAGGUCCGCCCAAUGUUUAUAUCCUGGGAGUAUUCAGUGGCGCAUUUCCAAAAAAAUAUCACGAGGAUCUCGGAUACUGAAAACAUUUUGAUCGAAAGAUGCGAAAAUUUUGAAACGUCGGACGGCUAUUCAAUUUCGAACUAGGGUAAUCUAAGAAGUAUCCAUUUCACCGAAGAAACCGAUUCAAUUUUGCAUGAAACCGAAACCACCAGCUGCAGGAAACAUUCUUUUAAGAAAGCUUAAAACAUACCAGAAAAAAUUUUAUUUCAAGAAGGGGAGGUUCAAUCCACUUUAUGCAGAAAAAACCUGCCGCAUGUCGGUAGUUUACCAUUAUUUUUUAAAGCACAAAAUGUACGUUAAAAAUUUGAAAACGGCACAUCCAGUUACGAUUGCGACUAAGGAAAAGGGUUGAUGACAUGUUCAGUUGUGCAACACGAAUACCAACACAGGAAAGAAAUUAACAUACAAUUGGAAAUCGCCAACCUGUUCGGACGGCAGUUUGUAGCACAAAUUAGGGGAUCGCUCGUGCGAGAAAAAGGAUUCCGAAGGCCUCCACUGUUGAAAUAUUAAAUUGAAUGCAAAUAUCGUUCGCUUAGAAUGAGCAUGGUUAAGGAAGUUGAGGGAAAGUCUUCUACCUAUACGUGUAUGAUCGUAUACCUUAUAUAUGCUAAUUGAGCGUAGUUUGUAUAUCUGGCCUGGUGGUAGAAAAGUGGAGGAACCUCGCAAGGAAAAAAUGAAGAAAUUCCUUUCACGAGAGCUCGAGUAUAAAUGCUCUAAAUUAUCCAGGGAGUAAUCAGUUCAGUGCAAAUCUUUACAUAUACAGCCAUGCAGUGUCUUGUGAGCAUCGCCGCAAUCGUUGUGGCCGCGAACGCCCUAGGAGGCGGCGAAAGUUACGGACACCUAGGCGAAUACUUCGACGGUAAUCAUCUUGGGAAUCAUCACCACGAAGACCACAUCGACUACCACGCGCAUCCCAAUUACCACUACGAUUACGCCGUGCACGAUUUGCAUACGCACGACAUUAAAAGCCAGUGGGAAACGCGCGACGGUGAUAACGUCAAGGGCGAGUACACACUUCUGGAGGCCGACGGGUCGAAGAGAAUCGUUCAAUAUACCGCCGAUAAGCACAACGGCUUCAAUGCGAUCGUUAAGAACGUCAAGCACGGUUACUGAUCUGAUCAUACGCCUAUUCUAUUUAUUCGAUGAGUAAGUCUGUUAUUUCUGUAUAUAUUUUAAUGUUCGUAAUAAAA